Gryllus bimaculatus (two-spotted cricket) is the source of this 2208-nucleotide messenger RNA. NCBI's taxonomy places the organism in Eukaryota, Metazoa, Arthropoda, Insecta, Orthoptera, Gryllidae. The record is from the annotation of a GenBank genome assembly.
AUGAAGGGCACAGAUACACAUGCAUUUUUUUGGUGGCUUCAAAUAAUUUCAGAGAAUAGUGAUAAUGCCUUUCACAAUCAAAAUGAGGAAGCGAAUGAUAAAGAUAAAAAUAACACAGCAACACCUUGCCCUGGGAAACCCAGCGUUGGCGUCCCUGGCAUAGACGAGUGUGCGGAGCGCUCACUCCCCCUUCCCCGACAAAACAUAAGCGCGCGCGGAGAGGUCGCGGACCGAACCAGCAGCAGCAGCAGCUGCCGGCGCGGAGAGAAGGUGGUGUUAGUGGGAGGGGGCGGGGUCGGGCGGCGCGUGCCCCCGGCGUGGAAAGCCCCAACCGCAGGAGGCGGGCGGCGAGAGCCCUUGCAGCAGCAGCGCCGACGCCGCACCGCGCCGCACCGCGCCCCGCCACGCGCCUGCUUUCCUCGCACGCUGCGACAAAUUCGGGAGCUGAUCGAUUCCAUUAGGCAUCUGCUCACUCGCUUUUCCAUCCAGCGAAAGCUGUUUCUUGAAAAACUAAAUGCAGUAGUUCACGAGCUGGAAGACUUCCUUAAAGUAAUUCACCCUUUUCAACAGAGGCAGUGCAACAGGGUUCAUAGAUUCGACAUCGGCGUGACCGCCUUGGAAAGAUUGUUAUGCCGACUCAAGCAAUUCGAAGCGCGCGACGCGGCGCGGCGCGGCGGCGGCGUAAUUCCCGACCCGCGGCGGGCGAUGAGCGAUGGGCGACGGGGCGGCGCCUUUUGCUUUUUUUGCGUCCGCGCGCUGCGAAUACACAAGGCGCCUGCCGCUUUGCCCCCGGCCGCUCGGCCGUUGCUUCCGAACGCUGGAAAACCCAACCGCGCGCGCGCCCGAGGAGCCCCGGCGAGAGAGGAUGCUGUGUAUAAGAAGCAGUCGGCGGGCGCCGCGGGCCGCAUUGCGCAAGCGCGGCCCAGGCGGCCGCCGGAGCGAAGCGCACCGCCCCGCGACGCGACGCGACGCAACGCGACGCGGCGCGCGGCUCGGAGGGACGCCCUCGCACCGCACAGCAACGCGCCACGCCCCCGCGACGUCGACCGCCGGCGCCACGCGACGCUCAACGCGCAAGACACAGAGACAAGGCUACUCAGAUUAGCAUCACGUAUUGUUAAUAAAAUUGUACCCGCGACAGCAAUUUUCAGUAAAGCUCAUCUUAAUAAUACAUUAGUUAUAAUUAAAAGAAAAUGGAGUAAAGUACUGUGUGCAAGAAAUUCAAAGCAGUCACAUCGCAUAUUAUUGGAGUGGAUAGCAUUGUGUGAGAAGCCGAAGCUAAUAUUAGCAUCGCAUCCUUUGCACUGUCUUUCUCCCUUCUUUUGUAUUCCUUCCUUUUGUACUGAAAGCCAAGCAGGGACGUAUAAAUGUCCUCGGGGCGCGGGUGCCACCCCGCCCUCGCAGCGCCUUCGCACCUCCGCUGGGCGGGAACACGGCGCCAGGCUAUUUACAGCACACCUUUACCUGGAAGCUUUUGAAAAACUUUCCGGCCAGCCUAAUGCGAGGGGCGACACCCGGCGAUCUCCAACAAUAGUGUUCCUGGAAGACGCCAAUACAAAUCUGUCGGGAUUGUCAUGUGAAGUAGUUGGCCCAAAACGUGAAGUGAGCCUUGCGCAGGCUCGCAGUGGCCGGCGCGGGGCCGGCGAGAGAUCGGCGGUGCCGCGCUGCGGCAGGCAACCGCCUCCCUCUCUGCCUCCUCCUCCCCCACCUCCCGCCGCGGCGCGCUCUCGCUCCGUUCUCUUCCGCCGCCGCCGCCGCCGCCGCCGCCGCGGUCAGUCGCAGGCAGAGCGCCGAGCUGGCGAGAGGGGCGUGAGCGAUUGCGAAGCGCGCUGCGCGGUCUCGUGGCACCUCGUGCAUUCGGUGCACCGAUUCGGUGACGUGCGUGGUGAAUGUGACAACGUGCACAGUGCGUCUUGCUGGCGGUUACGAGCCCGCCAACUGCGGCAUUUCGUCGGGGCUUCAAGGAAAAACACCGUGAAGGACGAGGUGGCAGCAAUGGAAAGAUUCCGAGAGAUUUCCAAUUGUAGGAACGAGUACGACGCUGCACACCGAAUGCGCGUUGACGAGGACGAUUUUCUCCGCACAGUUGAAGCGAGGGAACCAACACCACCACCAACAACAAAAACAACAACAACAAUUGAACAAACUGUGAACGGUGAGGCCGGUGAGGCCGCGCGGGACGGCACCCGUGACGCGCAGCCAGGGUGA